This is a messenger RNA of Cydia fagiglandana, 5551 nucleotides long. Its product is annotated as lysine-specific demethylase 5-like. The record is from RefSeq and is a predicted model, not a curated record. Gene Ontology annotation, molecular function: DNA binding; histone H3K4me/H3K4me2/H3K4me3 demethylase activity. NCBI's taxonomy places the organism in Eukaryota, Metazoa, Arthropoda, Insecta, Lepidoptera, Tortricidae. Gene Ontology annotation, biological process: chromatin remodeling; regulation of DNA-templated transcription. The transcript has a single exon. Gene Ontology annotation, cellular component: nucleus; chromatin. Bases 479 to 2923 code for a protein of 814 amino acids.
AACAACGCUGUUGGGAAUACUUAGCUAGCUCCAAGAACGAAUUUGAGCCGGGUGUGGUGUGGCUCUACUCAAAAGAGAAGAGUAUGGCAAUAGCAAGCAAAAAGUAUCGAAUGAAGAAUCUCCAUUUCCAUUGCGUUACGUUACGUUAGUUACGGAAUACGGACACAAGAGUUUGUGUACUAAAAUUUGUCCGACAUCAAUCAAUAUCUCGGAAAUAAUUAAAUGCAAUUUAAAGUGCAUUUGUUACGUGUUCGUUAUCAACUUUUGUGUUGUGGAUGGUUUACGUGUGAUUAACCUAAUGUAUCUAAAAAUCUGUGGACAUUUGUUUUUAUUAUAGCAAGAUAAUAAAGAUUUUAGGAGCCAUUUACACAUGGCGAGAAGUCACGUAGACUUUGUUUGGUGAAAUGUGGAGUGGACUGCGACGCGUCAAAUAGUGAACAAAACCAUUCAAUUGUUAGCACAAGUAAAAUUAAAUAAAAUGGAUAGCAAAAUUAUACAAAAAAAUGCCAUGCAGAAAACAGCCGAGUUCACUUUUACGGCGCCGCCUGAGGCUCCUGUGUUUGAGCCCACAGCCGAAGAAUUCAUGGAUCCACUCGGCUAUAUCGCCAAAAUUCGGCCCGUCGCGGAAAAGACCGGAAUAUGCAAAAUAAAGCCCCCAGCACGAUGGCAACCACCAUUUUCAUUAGACGUAGACAAAUUGAAAUUUGUCCCACGGAUUCAGAAAGUUAACGAGUUGGAAGCCAUUACGCGAUUGAAACUUUUGUUUCUUGAAAAAAUUUUGAAAUUCUGGGAUCUCCAAGGCUCUCCUCUUAAAAUACCAAUGAUAGAAAACAAAACUUUGGAUUUGUACUGUCUUAAAUUCUGGGUUGACGAAGAGGGCGGUUUUGAAAAUUGCAAUACUCCGAAAAAGUGGCGUAAGAUAGCUCAUGCUAUGGGAUACAGUCAGAACGCAAACACAAUGAAUUUUCUCAGAAAUAAUUACGAUAAAAUCCUCCUGCCCUACGAUAUUUUUGAAAAGAGCAAAGCUGACAUAUUAAAAACUGUUAAAAAGACCGAAAUAAAAGACGAAAAUGAUGUUAACAAAGGUCACACAUUUCGAGAAAUAUCACUGGAAUCCAUCAAAAAAUUAAAAGAGGAAGAAGAAGAGAAUGAAAAACCCCACACCAGUAUUAAAAAGAUGAAGACAGGGUCAGAUAUAAAAUCAGAUGUGGACAUCUCUGGAACUAAAACAGAAAAUAAACCAGAAAAUGAAGAAAUAAAGUGCAAUAGAGAACUCAGAAGACUUGCUUGCUAUGGUCCAGGUCCUAAAAUGCCUGGAUUGAAUGAUGAGGAAUUUGAUAUAACCAAGUCAAGAAAAAGACCAAGAUAUGAAAUGGACCCUUUAGCUAUUUAUACCUGUGCCAUUUGCCAAAAAGACCAUAGAGAUGAUCUGCUUCUGAUUUGUAAUGGCUGCUCAGACACUUAUCAUACCUUCUGCCUGAAACCCCCUCUUAGCACAGUACCAGAAGGAGACUGGCGUUGUCCCUGCUGCAUAGCAGAAGAAGUCCACAAACCUGCUGAAGCCUUCGGGUUUGCUCAAGCUGAAAGAGAAUACACUCUGCAGCAGUUUGGGGAAAUGGCAGAUAAAUUCAAAUCUGAUUAUUUCGGAAUGUCAGGACAUCUUGUGCCAACCAGUGUGGCUGAAAAAGAAUUCUGGAGGAUUAUUUCAUCAGUAGAAGAAGAUGUAACAGUGGAGUAUGGUGCAGAUUUGCACUCAAUGGAUCAUGGCUCUGGAUUUCCAACAAAGUCUUCCUUAAAUCUUUAUCCAGGCGACCAAGAGUAUGUGGACUCUGGAUGGAAUUUAAAUAAUCUUCCAGUGCUAAAUGGCUCUGUGUUGAGAUUCAUCAAUGCUGAUAUAUCUGGCAUGACAGUCCCAUGGAUGUAUGUUGGCAUGUGUUUUUCUGCUUUCUGCUGGCACAACGAAGAUCACUGGAGCUAUUCUAUCAACUAUUUACAUUGGGGAGAAGCUAAAACUUGGUAUGGAGUGCCAGGAAGUGGAGCAGAGCUUUUAGAGAAAGCCAUGAAGGCAGCAGCCCCUGAUCUCUUCCAAUCUCAGCCAGAUCUACUCCAUCAACUAGUUACAAUAAUGAAUCCAAACAUAUUAAUGGCUGCAGGAGUACCCAUCUACAGGACUGAUCAGCAAGCAGGGGAGUUUGUUGUCACUUUUCCCAGAGCCUACCAUGCAGGUUUCAACCAAGGUUACAACUUUGCAGAAGCUGUUAACUUUGCUCCACCAGACUGGCUUAAAAUUGGAAGGGACUGCAUUACACAUUAUAAAAAUUUGAAAAGGUUCUGCGUGUUUUCACAUGAUGAGCUGAUUUGCAAAAUGGCACUUGAAGGUGAUCGGUUGGACUUGGAAACUGCUUUAGAGACACAAAAGGAGCUAGUCCAGGCAGCCCGUGAUGAAGGACACUUACGAGCAUUGAUGGCAACCAAAGGUCUGAAGAAUGUCUGCAGAACUGCAUUUGAACUUCUAGGUGAUGAUGAGCGAUUAUGUGAAGUAUGUAAAACAACAUGCUUCUUGUCUUCUGUGUACUGUGGCAAUUGUAAAUUCAUGGCAUGCCUGUCCCACGCAGAAGAUGCAUGCAACUGUCCGUUAGAGAAGAAAACUCUAAAUUACCGAUAUGACAUGGAUGAGCUUCAUAUAAUGCUGCAAACUAUUGACUUUAGAGUCAAUAGCUUUGACAAAUGGAUGACUGAAACGAAAAACAUUUUGCUUCCAACUGCACCCGACAUUGGACGGCUUCAAAAAUUAAAGAACUUGGUAGAUGAAGCAGAUGAACUUAAAAUACCAAAGUGCUCAUUAUUGUCACAGCUGAAAGAAGAGUAUACUAAAGCAACUGAUAAUGUUGAACCAAUUGUAAUAGAAUUAGAUGAUGAUUGAACUUCUACAACAAAGUGGUUUAGUACAAAAGUAAUUUUAAGUAAGAAUCCUUGUAUGAAAAUUAGAUUUGAACUGCACACUAGAUGUAGAUGAUUGAUUUUCUUGUUUCUUAUUUAAUUGAAUUGGGGUUAAAGUUAAAUGUUAAUAGGCAGCUUAAGUACCUACAUUUGCGAUUUUAUCAAAAUUAUCUUGGGUAGCAAAUUUAAAUAUGAACGUUAGUGAUUUUGCAAGCAAGAAUAUUUAUCUAAGAACCUUGAUUAAUAAAUAAAAAACAAAGAGUCCAGGAUUUUUAUAUAAUUAAUGCAAAUGUGUAGUCUACAUGAUUCGACUUUUACUAUUUAUACACUGGCUAAAAAUAUAUUUUAUUGUUUGACAAGUGUAUACUCCUAACAACUGGCUUACAAAAUUUGCCAACUGAAUUGUAACUGUCAAAUUGAUAAGAGUCUAACAUUUAUUGGGACCUAUCCUGGACCUAGUACAGUCGCCAUCAAAUAUUUUAGAACGGCCACGGCCAAGGCGCUCAAAAGUAUCUAAACAUUCAUUUUAGCCUUUUCGCCGCCAUUGACUUGAUAUAAAGUCAGUACAUUUCGUGCCCCACACGCCACGUCUUGAUGAUAUGUUAUACGGGUUGACUACGUGAAAUUUUGGAUAUGGCGUUGUGAACACUUUGUUACUUUAUUGACGUGGCGACGAAAAGGUUAAUGUCGUCAGGAGGAUAUAUCAUAACACAACUUGCUGCUUGAAAUUACUGAUGCAGUAAUAAAAAUGAGUGUAAGACAACACUAGUAAGUUAUUUUAUUCUGAAGACUGUAAAUUUAGCAACUAGUGACCAUUAAAAAUACUUUUGUAUCAACUAUGUCAUCUGUACUUUUCUUUAAUAUUUUGAGGUUUUGGUUAAACUUCUCACCAAAGUAAUUUUAACACUGAUCUAUAGAAAUAUUCGUUAACAUAAAUAUUAAUUAGGCUAUAUUUAAAAUAAAAUGUAUAGCAAACUGUCAAAAGUGUAAAUUUUGAAAAGAAUUUGUUUUAUAAGAUUGUAAAAUAAGCCCACCGAAAUUAUUAACAAAAAAGGGUGUGGAAAAGUUGAUGUAAAUCAUAUGCCACUGUAAGAGGAAGAAAAAUCUGUUCUAUUAUUUAUAAAUUGCUAUUGAUCUCAUCAUUAGAAGUUAACUGCUUUCCAUUGAUUCAUCAAAAUUAUUAAUUUCGAAUGAAGGGCAAGCAAUGAUUCCAUAGGCAUAUUGGUUGGAGUGGGUGGUCAAACUAAGUAUAUUCAUGUCUGUUUUAUUGAAUACAUACAUGAGAUACUUAGGGCUGGUUGCACCACGCACAAUCGAUAAACUGGCUACUAAAACUUUUCAUACAAAUUUUAACAAACUACCAUUACAGAUGUUAGUGCAACCAGCCCUAAGCCAGUAAAAUUUUGAGAAACAAGGCUGAUUUAUUCAUGGUAUCUGUACACGAUGGUAAUAAGUGCUCACCCAGUGCUCGCAUCCUAUGGUAGGGUAAACCUACCUAUUGUCAGUCCUCCAAUUAUUAAUUAAUUCUAUUGACGGACCCGCUGCAUAAGUUUGAAAGGUAUACAGCAUCUAUCAAUAGCGUCCUACCCUACUAUACGGAUGAAAAAUUUAUUAGAUAUACAAUGUUCGAUACCUAUCUAAUGAAAGUAUGUAGGUAUACUGGAAUGGUAUUAAUGUCAUGCAUCACAAAAAUAAUUUAUUAUGGCAUAGUUUUUAAUUCUGAGCUCUUAGAAUGUAGGAGUAAUUUUAAUGUUAACAUUACGAUUUAGGAAACUAAACGUAAGGCUAUGACAUAACAUUGUAUUUGUAUAUUCGCCUGCUUAGUUCAGUUAAGAAUAGGUAGCCAGUAUUCUUUUCUAUUUAUUGUAAAUUAAUGCUCUCCACUUACGUUCAAAUUUACCUAAGUUGCCUAAGUGUUAGAACCGAAUUCAAUUUAUCCAUUCAAAGUUUGACCUGAGUAUAUUAAGUACCUACGUAUAUUUUCAUUGUAAAACACGUAAUCUUGUCCCUCAUCAUAGUAUCAACUUAUCAAGUCAUAAUUGAACCUUAUAUAAAUUCAUUAAGGUUCAAUAUUUGGAUUGGCACUUAGCUGUUUUACCCGGCUUCGCGACGGCAAUGCCAGAGUUAUGUUUUGUAUAUUAGUGCUGUAUACUUUGACUUCCCCUUUAGUUUAAAUUUGUUAAGCUUAAGCCAAAUUUGAAAACAGACUCAUUUCUGUUGAAUUUCUUUUGCCAUUGUCCGAAAAUGUGUGUAUGAUUUUGUUUGAUUGAAAGGAAAUAGACUAUAGACCGACCGUUUAAAUGAGUCCUCCCGUUCACCCGCCCGCACCUUCCCCGCCACCCUUAGUCGCCCCCCCCCGUAGCCCCCGUACCACGCAGGCGAGGACUCAUCAAACGGUCGGUCUAUAAACAGCUUAUUUCUGAAUAAUUCAAAUUAUUCCAGUUGUGUGAUUUGUACUGUGAUUGAAGAAUUUUGUUUAUUUUAUGAAUGCGACAGAUGAAAAGUUUUUAGCCUCACAAUAAGGUUAGUAAACUUUAAAAAUUAAGUUUAUUGAGUGAGUAUUAGAAAUAAUAAAUAUGUUAAAAUGAGUAAUUAAAAUCUUAUAAGUCUA